UAAGUUAUAGUUCUUUCUAACUUUUUUUCUUGUGUGUGCAGCUUGCAAGCAAGGAGCAAGUCGAGAAAGAACGAGCAUGACUGGCAGUGCUGAUGAAUUGAAUAGAGGAUAUUUUGAUGAUAUGUCUGAGCUAAAACAACACGGUGGUAAGGGGAUGAGCGAUCUACUAUCUCCAAUUUUGUUUGUGAUGAAGGAUGAGUCAGAAUCAUUUUGGUGUUUUUUGGCACUAAUAGAACGCUUUGGGCCCAAUUUUAAUCGUGAUCAAAAUGGCAUGCAUUCUCAGCUUUUUGCAUUAUCUAAGGUCUCUCUCUCUUUCACAGAUGCACACUCACACACGCAAACAUGCUUAAGUGAUGGAUUUAUUAUGGUUUAUGUCAAAAUGACCAAGACCUUUUUCCUUGUUCUAAACUUUGGGAUAUGACUGUUUAAUGGUAAUCUCAUGCUUUAUAUAACUUCCAACAACCUCCUGGCCCUGUUUUCCCUUUUGGCAUGGGGUUAAAUUUUCUCCCCAUCUAUUGUAGAAAAGGGCAAUAGUGUUUAUGUUCGAAUUCUUGACCAUAAGUUUCAGUAUAAUUAAGACUGUUUAACUUUGUAAGUGUGUCAGUUGGUCAGAGAAUUCUGGCAAUUGUUUUGGAGAUUUCUUUAAUUAUUAAAAUUUUUUAUUCUUCUUCAUCUUGUGCGGCUCCUUGAAAUUUCAGCCUUUGCGUUGCUGUAAAGUUAAAAAGCAAUAGUAGUAUUGAUAUGAUAUGGAUCCAGUUUGAGUUUGUAAAGCUUCAAACUCUAAAUCAGACUUUGUGGUGCGGCUUUUUGGGAGACUUCAAUAUGAUGAUAUAACUGGCCUCAGAACUUUUGUUUUAUUGUGAAAGAUUACAUGUUUUGAUGAGAAUAGAACAUCAUAUUUCCCAUCCUUUUCUUGAGUUAACAACUACGAUAUAGAAACUGGUAUAAUAUGACCACUUUUGGUUUCAUCAGUCCUUGAAUAGAAGUCAUCAAAGUAACGUUUCUUCUUGGAGAUCUUUGGAUGUCAUUUGUAUUCCUGGGAAGGAAACAACAUAAAUUAGUUUAUAACCAGCUAACCCACUUC
Messenger RNA from Gossypium arboreum, 1084 nucleotides. Its product is annotated as GTPase-activating protein GYP7-like. Gene Ontology annotation, molecular function: GTPase activator activity. NCBI's taxonomy places the organism in Eukaryota, Viridiplantae, Streptophyta, Magnoliopsida, Malvales, Malvaceae. Gene Ontology annotation, biological process: activation of GTPase activity. Bases 77 to 421 code for a protein of 114 amino acids. The record is from RefSeq and is a predicted model, not a curated record. The transcript is spliced from 3 exons.